UAUAUUCAUUUUUCAUUUUAUUUUGAAAAUGAGAUCCUUUACGGCAUACUGUGCUAUACUUUCUAUGGUUGGAAUUGUUAUGAAUUUACUUUUUAUUCUGGUUACUCGAAUACAACGAGUUGAACGAGUUCAAGAAGUUCUCAUUUUUAUGCGCAGUAUUUCCGUUGGAUACAUUUUUGUAGCUUUAGCAUUAAUGGCAGUCGCCCCACAAUCUAUUACCCUAGCUAGCACUAAUAUUCGGAUACCACAUGGACUUUUAGCGUUGAGCAAUGCUGGUUUGACUUCCAACUUUAUGGCAAGUUUAUUUAUUAAUGGACUAGCAGCCUUUGGCGCCGGUUGUUUCCUAUUUACUGCAUUUUGCUUCUGUCUUCUUUUCUUGUACCAUUACCGCAAGACGGCUGGACAAAUGUCAACAGUAUUCGCCCCCAAAAACGUUCCUGUAUUUCUGGGUGUUGCUAUUGUUUUUUGUUUAGUUCAAUCCUUUCUACUUUUUUAUUCAAAAGUUGAUCCAAAUUAUUUACUGGAACGUCUUUCUCGGUCAAAAAAAUGGGAAGAAUUACAAUUAAGUAUGGGCAUAAAUUUAAAUUCGAGUCAAGAAGGGACUAGUCUCAUUCAACAAUCUAAUAAUAAUAAUGGAAAUAAUGGAGGGACAGGAGGAAGUGGAAAUUCAAUUAGCGGAGGCUUCCAAGCCAUUACUGGAGGGAGUAAUUAUAGCGCUCUGGCUGCCGCUAUUGAAUCUAAACAAUUUGAUACUAAAGGAAGUGUUAGUGGAGGGACUGAACAAACUGUUCGUCUAUUCGAAGGAAGUUUUGGAACUGAUUAUUCUCGCAAUCCUUUGUAUUUCCUCGCUAAUGGAGUUUUAAUAAUUACACUUGUUAUUGCUUGGCUUAUAGCAAUUAUAACGGCAACAACAGUAAAGUGCAAACUUAGUGGGCAACAAGAAAAUAUGUCUGAUAAAAGUCAAAUAGAAAUGGCUCAGUUUACAAAUUUGGUAGCAAUUGCUGGUAUAAACUACAUUGUUUGCUUUGUAAUGGGUGAGAGUAACCAGCCAAUCCAAGAAUUCCUCGGGAUGUUAUUAAUUGCCCCAGUCCCGACAAUUUAUGCUUUUGUUUGUCUCGUAUUUAUUACCGAAUUUCGGCAUGCUACUCAGCAAAUAUUGUUGUGCCGAAUUUGGAAUAGAAAGCAAAGACAAGAGAGAGCUGCUGCUGAACGUAAAGCACAAGAAAAUAUUGACGAGGAGUUAGCUAGUGCAUCACGAAAUAAAUUACGAAAUAAGAGAAUGCCAAACAGUGAAAGUGCUCUACCUAAUAGCACUGAACAAACUGGGGGAGGGGAAAAUACAAAAAGUGUUGGUACAACCUCGAAUAAUACAAAAGAAAAAUCUGGGCGUUAUAUCGAUGCGACUGAUGAUACACACCGUGAAGCUCGAGCUUUGUUUGGGAAACAGAAUUAAAUGAAUUUUUAAUUAGAAGAAUAAAAACAAAUAUUUUAAAAAUGGAAUCAGAAAAAAAUAAAUU
Molecule: messenger RNA, 1517 nt
Organism: Meloidogyne enterolobii
Lineage: Eukaryota; Metazoa; Nematoda; Chromadorea; Rhabditida; Meloidogynidae
Source: the annotation of a GenBank genome assembly